AUGGAUCACAUGAACAAAUCCACAAUUUCUGAAUUUGUUUUAGUAGGUCUCUCUGGAUCAUGGACACUUCAGAUUCUCUAUUUUAUGUUCUUUUUUGUGCUCUAUGGUGCCACUGUUGUGGGCAACCUCCUCAUUGUCCUCACAGUGACAUUUAGUUCCCAUCUGAACUCUCCAAUGUACUUUCUCCUUGGAAACCUCUCCUUUUUUGACAUGUGCCUCUCUACUGUCACUACACCCAAGAUGAUUGUUGAUUUGCUCAGAGAACAGAGGACUAUAUCCUUAUGGGGAUGUAUGACUCAGAUGUUUUUUAUGCAUUUAUUUGGGGGUGCUGAGAUGACUCUCCUCAUUGCCAUGGCUUUUGACAGAUAUGUUGCCAUAUGUAAACCUCUUCAUUACACAUCUAUCAUGAGCCGUCACCUACUCCAAAGAUUUGUGCUAUUCUCAUGGACCAUUGGUUUCAUACACACUAUGAGUCAAAUGGUUUUGACUAUAAACUUACCUUUUUGUGGCCCCAAUGUUGUGGAUAAUCUUUUCUGUGAUCUUCCCCUAGUGAUCAAACUUGCCUGUAAGGACACCUAUAUUCUAGAAUUCUUUGUCAUUGCUGACAGUGGGUUACUCUCACUGAUUUGUUUCAUUCUAUUGUUUUUAUCUUACACUGUCAUUCUGGUCACUGUUCAUAAUCACUCCACUGGUGGACUGUCAAAAGCUAUCUCUACACUCUCUGCUCAUAUCACUGUGGUGACUCUUUUCUUUGGGCCAUGUAUCUUCAUUUAUGCUUGGCCAUUUAGCAACUUUUCAGGGACUAAAAUUCUCUCUGUGUUUUAUACUGUUAUCACACCUCUGUUAAACCCCAUUAUUUAUACUUUGAGGAAUCAAGAGAUGAAGGUAGCCAUCAGAAAACUUAGGACCCAGCAUAUUAACUCCAAAUAA
Molecule: messenger RNA, 930 nt
Organism: Antechinus flavipes (yellow-footed antechinus)
Lineage: Eukaryota; Metazoa; Chordata; Mammalia; Dasyuromorphia; Dasyuridae
Product: olfactory receptor 4L1-like
Exons: 1
Coding region: 1-930 (309 amino acids)
Biological process (GO): G protein-coupled receptor signaling pathway
Cellular component (GO): membrane
Molecular function (GO): olfactory receptor activity; G protein-coupled receptor activity
Source: RefSeq, a predicted model, not a curated record